UAGUCCGGCUGCAUAAAGGCAGUUGGCAUCGCCAUCAGCGAUCUUUCCAUUCGCAUGCUGAAGUAGGGAACGGAUCAUGUCUUGCGAUUCUGCUGAUUACAACAGCUCAAAAGAUAGAGACCAUGGGGGGCCAGAUGGGAUGGAGCCUGAUGGUGUCAUCGAGAGCAACUGGAACGAUAUCACGGACAACUUUGAUGAUAUGAACCUGAAGGAGACUCUUCUCAGGGGCAUAUAUGCAUAUGGUUUUGAAAAGCCAUCUGCCAUUCAACAACGGGCGAUCAUACCUUGCAUCAAAGGCUAUGAUGUCAUUGCGCAGGCCCAGUCGGGCACUGGCAAGACGGCCACGUUUGCCAUCUCUAUCUUGCAGCAGCUGGACAUUGAGAUGAAGGAGACUCAGGCUCUGGUGUUGGCUCCCACCAGAGAGCUGGCUCAGCAGAUCCAGAAGGUCGUUAUGGCUCUGGGUGACUACAUGGGGGCAAGCUGCUAUGCCUGCAUCGGAGGGACCAACGUCCGCACCGAAAUAACAAAGCUCACUGCUGAGCACCCUAGCAUUGUGGUGGGCACACCAGGACGUGUGUACGACAUGCUGAACAGGGGAUUUCUGUCUGCAAAAUACAUGAAGAUGUUUGUCCUGGAUGAAGCCGAUGAGAUGCUGAGUCGAGGGUUCAAAGAUCAGAUCUACGAGAUCUUCCAGAAGCAGAGCACAAACAUUCAAGUGGUCCUGCUCUCUGCCACCAUGCCAGCAGAAGUGUUGGAGGUGACCAAGAAGUUCAUGCGAGACCCCAUUCGCAUCUUGGUGAAGAAAGAAGAGCUCACCCUCGAGGGUAUCAAGCAGUUCUACAUAAAUGUGGAGCGAGAGGAGUGGAAGCUGGACACCCUGUGUGAUCUGUAUGAAACUCUUACAAUCACCCAGGCUGUCAUUUUCCUCAACACCAGGAGAAAAGUCGACUGGUUGACUGAGAAGAUGCACACUAGAGACUUCACCGUUUCUGCUCUGCACGGUGACAUGGACCAGAAGGAGCGGGAUGUCAUUAUGAGAGAGUUUAGGUCUGGCUCAAGCAGAGUGUUGAUCACUACUGAUCUUCUGGCUCGUGGGAUUGACGUUCAGCAGGUUUCCCUGGUCAUUAACUAUGACCUUCCUACAAACCGAGAGAACUACAUUCAUAGAAUCGGUCGUGGUGGCCGUUUUGGCAGAAAAGGAGUUGCGAUCAACUUUGUCACUGAGGACGACAAGAGGAUUCUUCGGGAUAUCGAGACGUUUUACAAUACUACCGUGGAGGAGAUGCCUAUGAAUGUGGCCGACCUGAUUUGAGCCCUGAGGUUAUUUUUUUAAACGCAGUGAUAGCGAUCGUCCACUUGCAUUGUGCUUAUAUUAUUCGAGGGGGAAAAAAAACUUCUCAAUGCUAAACCUUGGAUCUGAAUUUUGGUAUGUGUUUAAAAGCGAGGUGACUUCUAUGGUGGUCCCUCUUGGACAGUUGUAGAUUCUAACCUCGACAGACGGCUGGUUGGAUCUACAAAGCCAUGGGUUCUGUAAACUUAAAGAUUCUUAUCAGGUAUUUCUUUCCAUGUUCAAUUAAGAUGUGUGUAUUUGAUGUUCUCCACCAUUUAGUAACUUACUUGUGGACUAAAAGGUAUAAGUGCUGUAUAAAGUCUGCAAAUUAUGUUAUGCUAACAUAUGUGCGAAGUAUUGUGGGACUGCUUAAUAGAGGCAUUUGUCAUGUUUUACUGUAGAUUCACUUGCUUUUUAUUAUCUUUUGUGAAUGUGUUAAUUUAAAUGUACCUUUUUUUUUUUAAUCCCACUUGCUCUAUCAGAGUUCCUCACUGGUUGGCCAUAUUUUGCUGACAUGGUUUUACCCUUACCAGAGUAUAUUGCUAUUUACCCCCUUGACUACUUUUCAUAUUUCCUCCUCCCUAGAAUUGUAUGAAUGUCUUAAUAAACUGAAAUUGCUGUAAGUAAA
Molecule: messenger RNA, 1958 nt
Organism: Plectropomus leopardus (leopard coralgrouper)
Lineage: Eukaryota; Metazoa; Chordata; Actinopteri; Perciformes; Serranidae
Gene: eif4a2
Product: eukaryotic translation initiation factor 4A2
Molecular function (GO): nucleic acid binding; ATP binding; RNA helicase activity
Source: RefSeq, a predicted model, not a curated record